AAUGGGGGCUUACUGGUAGAUGUGAAUGUUUCUGAGCAUUCUACUCUCAUAAGCUUCUCGGAUUACCAUGAGGGAGCUGCUCCAGCUCUCAUUGUUAACCAUACUUCAUGGGACUCUCUCAGAUAUAAACAGAGUGGCUUACAAGAGGAAAUGGAGUUGAAACCAAAGCAAGUAUGCCUGUUUGCUUGGACAGAUCCAACUAAAACAAGAAAAUUGACCUGGGGAUACUCCCAAAAUUUUGGUGAACAUGACCUACUUAAGGAUGAAUGUGGCCAAUUCCCUUACAAUGCAAAUACUCAAAUACACUGGGUGUCUUUCUUGGAUGGACGCCAACGAGUGCUACUUUUCACAGAUGAUGUUGCAUUAGUUUCUAAAGCACGACAAGCAGAGGAGCUGGAGCAACCUGAUCAAGAAAUAAACUUGUCAAUCCAUAGUCUUGGACUUUCUCUUGUUAACAAUGAAAAUAAAAAAGAAAUCUCUUAUAUAGGAAUUACUAGUUCUGGUGUUGUUUGGGAACUGAAACGGAGGCAAAAAUGGAAGCCAUUUAAUCAAAAGCAAAUAAACGUGUUGGAACAAGCCUAUCAAAAGUAUCUUUCUAAGAGUGCUUUCCAUGCUCCAGGUUGGCAUAAACUAGACAGCAAUACUGAGGUGAAUUUUAGUAAGGUUCCAAUGGAAAUGCGUCUCCCAGUCAGAUGCAUCAUCCGACGCAACUUCCUGUCAGGGAUUCAGGUUGAAUUCAAACAGUCACCUCACCAAAGAAGCUUACGGGCUCAAUUGUACUGGCUGCAGGUUGAUAAUCAAUUACCAGGAUCAAUGUUUCCUGUUGUAUUUCACCCUGUAGCCCCUCCCAAGUCGAUUGCUUUGGAUUCAGAACCAAAACCCUUCAUUGACAUCAGUGUCAUCACUAGAUUCAACGAAUACAGCAAAGUACUGCAAUUCAAAUACUUCAUGGUUCUUAUCCAGGAAAUGGCACUGAAAAUCGAUCAAGGAUUUUUAGGAGCACUUAGUGAACUUUUCACUCCAUCUACAGACCCAGAAGCUGAAAGACAAAGGUCUAAACUAAUUCAGCAAGAUGUAGAUGCACUUAACACUGAGCUAAUGGAGUCUUCCCUAACAGACCUGUCGAUGCUCAGCUUCUUUGAGCAUUUCCAUAUUUCUCCAAUUAAGUUGCAUUUGAGUCUGUCUCUGGCUUCUGGUGGAGAAGCAUCAGAUAAGGGGGAAGAAAUGAUAGCCAUCCAUUCUCUGAAUUUGCUGUUGAAAAGUAUUGGAGCUACUCUAACAGAUGUGGAUGAUCUUAUUUUCAAACUUGCUUUCUUUGAAAUUAAAUAUCAGUUCUACAAGAGAGACCAACUGAUGAAGAGAGUUGUUAGACAUUAUAGUGAACAACUCCUGAAACAGAUGUAUGUUCUUGUACUUGGGUUAGAUGUUCUUGGAAAUCCAUUUGGCUUAAUCAGAGGCUUGUCUGAGGGAGUUGAAGCUUUUUUUUAUGAGCCGUUCCAGGGUGCUGUCCAGGGACCUGAAGAAUUUGCUGAAGGCUUUGUAAUUGGUGUUAAAAGUCUUCUUGGACACACAGUGGGUGGUGCAGCAGGGGUGGUGUCUAGGAUCACUGGUUCUGUUGGAAAAGGCUUGGCUGCUAUUACUAUGGAUAAAGAAUUUCAGCAGAAGCGGAGAGAGGAAAUGGGUCGGCAGCCAAAAGACUUUGGUGACAGCCUGGCCAAAGGAGGAAAAGGCUUGUUGAGGGGUGUUGUUGGAGGUGUGACUGGCAUAAUCACUAAACCUGUAGAAGGGGCUAAAAAAGAAGGUGCAGCUGGAUUCUUUAAAGGAAUUGGAAAGGGGCUUGUAGGAGUGGUAGCCCGCCCAACAGGUGGCAUUGUAGAUAUGGCAAGCAGUACCUUCCAGGGAAUUCAAAGGGUGGCAGAAUCAACUGAAGAAGUCUCUAAUCUUCGUCCUCCACGUUUCAUUCAUGAAGAUGGCAUCAUUCGGCCAUACGAUAGGGUAGAAGCUGAGGGUUAUGAUUUAUUUGAG
Messenger RNA from Pelecanus crispus (Dalmatian pelican), 2025 nucleotides. The record is from RefSeq and is a predicted model, not a curated record. NCBI's taxonomy places the organism in Eukaryota, Metazoa, Chordata, Aves, Pelecaniformes, Pelecanidae.